CAUUGAUUUCAUAAAACAAAACGCCAAAAAACGUGUCUCCCAUCUACUUAGAUUCACGUCUUUGUCCGUUUCUUUGACUUCCUACAAAAUCCAGCAUUUCUUGCGCAUUAUUAGUACACAAGAAUUGCAGAAACACGCACUCACACACUGAAUACAAAGACUGAAAAGAAACAAAUAAUGGCUACAUUGAAGGUCCCUUCAUCGGUUCCUCCGGCAGAUGAGGAUUCUGAGCAACUACGAAAGGCUUUUGCAGGUUGGGGAACCAAUGAGGCGCUGAUAAUCAAGAUCUUGGCACAUAGAAAUGCUCCUCAACGGAAGUUGAUUAGGGAAGUGUACGCUUCAACAUAUGGAGAAGAUCUUCUGAAAGAUUUGGAUGCUGAACUUUCGAAUGACUUUCAGCGUGCAGUACUCUUAUGGACACUUGAUCCAGCUGAACGUGAUGCAGUCUUGGUUAAUGAAGCUACAAAGCGGUUAACUUCUAGCAAUUGGGUCAUCAUGGAAGUUGCUACUACUAGGUCUCCACAAGAUCUCUUUAAGGCUAGGCAGGCUUAUCAUGCUCGCUUUAAGAGAUCCCUCGAGGAAGAUGUUGCAUACCACACAACUGGUGAUUUCCGUAAGCUUUUGGUUCCCCUGGUUACUGCAUUCAGAUAUGAGGGAGAAGAGGUGAACAUGAUGUUAGCCAAGUCAGAAGCUAAAAUACUGCAUGAGAAGAUAUCUGAAAAGGCUUACAACCAUGAGGAGUUGAUUAGGAUUUUGACUACUAGGAGCAAAGCACAGCUUAAUGCUACUCUCAAUCAGUACAACAAUCAGUUUGGGAAUGCUAUCAACAAGGUAUUACCUGCUGCAUCGCUUUAUAAUCCACUUGACAUGCUUCAAAGGUUUCGGUUGAAUUGCUUUGUUUAGUUCUUAGAUUUUCAUCUAAAUAUAAUCCAUAAAGUGAAAUGAAAUUCAUCAAUAUGUAACAGAAUAAUGCAUAGAAUACCUCCUUGUUCUGACUGAAGUAUGAUAGUUUAGGCGACCCCUCAUUGUCGACGUAGUUGUUGUCUCCACAUCUUAAUUUAAGAUCCUGUUGUAAUCAGCAAUUUUUUUGUAACCGCAGAAUUUGAAAGAAGAUCCGAAAGAUGAGUUCCUGAAACUACUCAGGGCAACAAUAAAGUGCUUGACCUCUCCUGAAAAAUAUUACGAGAAGCUUCUUAGAUUGGCUAUCAAUAAGAUGGGUACUGAUGAAGGGGCUCUCACCCGAGUUGUGAUAACUAGAGCUGAGGUUGACCUGGCGCUUAUCAAAGAACAGUAUCAGAAAAGGAGUAGCAUCCCUCUGGAUCGUGCAAUUGCUGGUGACACUUCUGGGGAUUAUGAGAAAAUGCUUCUGGCUCUGCUAGGACAUGGAGAUCUUUAAGUCACUUCUUUUGGCUAUAUCUGAAGUUCAUUUCCAAAUGAGUUCUGCACUUACAAACAUCAGUUCUUGGAACUGAAAAGCUGUCUUUCUUUAGUUUUAUGGGGAGCUUUUGCUGAGAUCUCAGUGAACUUGUUCAAAUUAUUAAUGUGGAACUGUUACUUUAAAGGUUGAGUAUGAAAGCACAAUGCAUCACUACUUGUUCUGCUGCUAUAGCAUUUUUUUAAUUAUUAUUAUUAUUAUUAUUUUUUUUUUUGUAAAGUGCUGCUGUAGCAUUAAAGUGUGACAUUAUCAUCAAAAUACAAUGCAUCACUGGAUGCUGGCAUCAGUGAAAGGGUAGAUUACAGUACACCACUAUGUCCAGGUACAGGUUAAAAUAUUCAUUGAGCACAAUGCCACACAAUUUAUGGCGCCACGGCUUUUCUUUCCUGCAUGAAAACUUGUUUCCAAAGAUGCUAAAGUUGGAGUUUUCCUGGAUGAAAAGUUGUCUCCACAGAUUAAAGUUGCAGUGUCAUUGUAAUAAACUUAAUUCAGAGCAGCGG
Molecule: messenger RNA, 1935 nt
Organism: Oldenlandia corymbosa var. corymbosa
Lineage: Eukaryota; Viridiplantae; Streptophyta; Magnoliopsida; Gentianales; Rubiaceae
Source: the annotation of a GenBank genome assembly